AUGCCGAACAUCAACUACUCCAGUGAUGAUGCUCUGGCGCAUUUGCUUGCUUUUCUUCUACCGGAGCACCACGGCUCCCGUCGAGUCACUCGCCGUGACGACCCCUCGGCCAUCGCUUCUGGGCCCGCAGAAACAGCGUCAUCAUCGUCGGCGGCUUCAGCUGUGGCGCUGUCGUCUUCUUCCUCUUCGUCAGCGUUGGAGGCCGAUUUGAGCCGGAUCCUCGUGCAGGAGUUGGGUCCCCAGCAGGGUGGUCACAGAAAACGAGUCGUCCAUCACGCUUGGCAUCCGUGGACGGCGGGACUGUUGGCCACUGCCGGCUAUGACAGACAGGCAAGCUGA
Messenger RNA from Protopolystoma xenopodis, 339 nucleotides. The record is from the annotation of a GenBank genome assembly. NCBI's taxonomy places the organism in Eukaryota, Metazoa, Platyhelminthes, Monogenea, Polystomatidea, Polystomatidae.